Messenger RNA from Odocoileus virginianus texanus, 510 nucleotides. Lineage: Eukaryota; Metazoa; Chordata; Mammalia; Artiodactyla; Cervidae. The record is from RefSeq and is a predicted model, not a curated record.
CUGGAGAGCUUCGAGAGAUUUUCAAUGGCAAAUACAAGCUCAAAGAACGUGCUGCACAAGAGGACAAAGCUGAACAAAGCCUUUCAGAGCUUUCAGGACAAUGGAGAACAGUGUACAUUGGAUCCACUAACCCAGAGAAAAUCCAGGAGAAUGGACCAUUCAGGACUUACUUCCGUAAACUCGUGUUUGAUGAUGAAAAAGGCACCGUAGACUUCUACUUUUAUGUCAAGCGGAAUGGAAAAUGGAAGAACAUACAUGUCACGGGAAUAAAGCAAGAUGAUGGCACUUUUGCUGUUGAAUAUGAGGGUCAAAAUGAAUUUAAAGUUAUCUCUGGGUCGAAAACGCAUCUGGUAGCACAUAACAUCAACGUGGAUGAAGACGGCAAGAGGACAGAAUUGACCGGACUAUUCGUUAAAUUGAAUGUUGAAGAAGAAGCCUUGGAGAAAUUCAGGCAGCUGACAAAAGAGAAAGGAAUUGAUGAGGAAAAUGUUGUGAAUUUCAUCGAAAAUG